Molecule: messenger RNA, 840 nt
Organism: Mercenaria mercenaria
Lineage: Eukaryota; Metazoa; Mollusca; Bivalvia; Venerida; Veneridae
Exons: 3
Coding region: 96-422 (108 amino acids)
Source: RefSeq, a predicted model, not a curated record
UACAACAUAUCUGUAUUUCAGUCUGCACUAGGGAGUGGAAAUUCGAGCUGAUCCGAUCAAAGUUGUGGGCUGUAUUUUUGUUGUUUAAGUUAAUCAUGGGUGAAUGGCAGACUGGUCUGUGUGGCUGUUUCGAAAAUUGUACGAUUUGUAUCAUAACAUACUUUGUGCCAUGUUUAACCGCCGGGCAAACUGCCGAGAAAGUUGGAGAGUCGUGCUGUCUGUACGGAUUCCUUUCGAUACUUGGACCCAUUGGAAUCUGGUCCCGAGCUAAGAUCAGGGGGAAGGUCAGAGAACAACUGGGAAUAGAUGGAUCAUUCGGUAUGGAUUGUGUCCUUCAUUGGUUCUGUGGUUUAUGCGCCCUAACACAGGAAGCACGUGCAAUGGAGGGAGGCGGACAAGCUCAAUCCAUGGCGAGGGAAUAAAAACAAGAUUGACCAUCCUUCACGUGACCUAGGCUCAUUUUGCAAUCAACUGAAAAGGAUUUGGCGGUUUUCUUUCUACAUUGAACUUUAUACACUGAAAACAUAUUUCCGAAAAAAUUGUGAAUCUAAUAAUGCUGUGAUCUCUUUUUAUUUUGUAUGAUGUUUAUAUUUUGUAAAUUUUCGUACAGUUUUCAGUAUACUCGUUCCAUAUUAACUGUGACAGAACUGUUUGUUUGAUGUCCAUGUAACGUCAUGUUGUGGCUAACAAUUGCCUUUAAGCAUAUUUUUUUUAAAUUUUAAGAGAAAUCCAACUUAAAAAUAAUAUGAGUAUGGUUUAGGUUACUAAACACGUUAAUAUACGUAUUUUAUCUGUUUAUUAUAUUUCUAUAAUUUUUGAAUAAAGUUUGUAUAAAAUGCU